Girardinichthys multiradiatus is the source of this 2165-nucleotide messenger RNA. It is a transcript of the gene dnajb5, whose product is annotated as DnaJ heat shock protein family (Hsp40) member B5. The transcript has 4 exons. NCBI's taxonomy places the organism in Eukaryota, Metazoa, Chordata, Actinopteri, Cyprinodontiformes, Goodeidae. Gene Ontology annotation, cellular component: cytosol. Gene Ontology annotation, biological process: negative regulation of transcription by RNA polymerase II. The coding region runs from base 793 to 1902 and encodes 369 amino acids. The record is from RefSeq and is a predicted model, not a curated record. Gene Ontology annotation, molecular function: protein-folding chaperone binding.
UUUUUUAAAAUCAGGAUCCAAACAGGACUCUGUUUCUGCUCAGUGAACUUACAACAAUUAUCUGGCCGAUCAAAUGAAAGCGGAAAAUGAGAAAAAUACAUGGAUUCGGCUUCUUUGUGAAAACUUAAUUUUGAGUUUUUGAGAGCGGACCGAAGAGCUCCAGGAAAAAAAAACAAAAAAAAACGACUCCUGUAGGACCGGCUGAGGGGGCUGGGUCUGAUCUGGUCUGGUCUCCAGCCCGUUUUUCAGGCACAAGUCCAAGAACGGACACAGCAGACGCAGCAAGGUCGGUAAGAAUAUUUUAAAAUACAGUUUAUGCUCUUAAAUGAUCCCUCAGUUUAUAAAUGAGCUUAAUUUUCCAAACCAUCACCGGGAAAUCAAGUUAUUUACGCAUUUAAAUACAACCAGAGACAUCGAUUAAGACACAUUUCUCCCCUUGUUCCUUGGGACCAGUCUGCUUCAGCUCCCCCAGCAUCACAGCACUGGUACAGAUUUGGCUCGGAGGUUUUCCGCCCAGACGUCAGGCAGGCAGGCGGUGGACCUCAGCAUUUGAUCACUGGUUAUUUCAGAGCCUGUGAUCCCCGCCGGUCGGUGCUGCGUCCUGACGUCAGCUUAUUAUAAGGAGGCAACGGAACCGGAGCGGCGGGGCAGACAGCCGGGCUGAAGGGGAGAAAGGUGCGGAGAAACAGGCUGGAGGAGCCGGACCAUGCUGAUCUGAUUCCUCAUUGACAGGGCAUUCUGAGCACAGUCUGAGCUGAAGAGAGGGGCUUCUGAGUCCUGAGAGGUGCAGGUAUGGGGAAGGACUACUACAAGACCCUUGGGAUCCCCAAGAGUUCCAACGAGGACGAGAUCAAGAAGGCCUACCGCCGCAUGGCACUGCGCUUCCAUCCAGACAAGAACACAGAUCCAAACGCUGAGGAGAAAUUCAAGGAAAUCGCAGAGGCCUAUGAGGUACUCAGUGACCCGAAGAAAAGGGUUGUCUACGACCAGCUGGGAGAGGAAGGUUUGAAGACAGGAGGCAGCAGCUCUUCAGGUGCUCCUGGCAGCUCAACGCACCACUACACUUUCCAUGGAGACCCCCAUGCCACCUUCGCCUCUUUCUUUGGGGGCUCCAACCCCUUCGACAUGUUCUUUGGCUCCAGCCGCAGCCACAGCCGCUCCAAUGGUUUCCCCUUCCACCACGAUCACAGCAACGGGGCCGAGCAGGACACAGAAAUGGAUGAGGACGACCCCUUUGCUCAUUUUGGGAGACAGUUUGGCUUUCCGGGAGGAAUGAACAAUGGCUUUCCAGGGGAGGGCCGCAGGAGGAGGGGGGCAGCUCCGUCAGAGCGUUUGGGGACCAAUCGAAAACACCAGGAUGCUCCGGUGGUCCAUGAGCUGAAGGUCUCGCUGGAGGAGAUCUUCCACGGCUGCACCAAGCGCAUGAAGAUCACUCGCCGCAGGCUGAAUCCAGACGGGCGGAGCAUGAGGACAGAGGACAAGAUCCUCAACAUUGUCAUCAAGAAGGGCUGGAAGGAGGGGACCAAGAUUACUUUCCCAAAGGAGGGGGACGAGACCCCAGAGAACAUUCCUGCUGACAUAGUGUUUGUGCUUAAAGACAAAGGGCAUGUCCACUUCAAAAGAGAUGGUUCCAAUGUCAUUUAUAACUGCAAGAUAACCCUAAAAGAGGCACUGUGUGGCUGCACUGUUAGUAUUCCCACAAUAGAAAACCGUGUCCUCUCGCUCCCUUGCCACGACAUCAUCAAGCCAGGAACGUUGAAGCGGGUCAGAGGGGAAGGCCUGCCUUUCCCUAAGAACCCGUCACAGCGCGGUGACCUUAUCGUGGAGUUUUCUGUCCGUUUUCCCGACCGGAUCCCCCCUCAGUCCCGAGAGAUAAUCAGACAGCACCUCCCCCAGUCUUAGGAGGACCCCUCUGAGCUCUCCACCGACAAACAAAACUACCCAUCAUACAGCCUUGUUUGCUCAUCCCAUAUUUGGCAGUCAAUGUUUUAAUAUCUUGUGUUGAUGCACACAUCUUAUAGAGACUUUCCAGCUGAGAGACAAAGAAUGCGGACAGUGCUGGCAGGAUUAGGUUUUAAUUUUGUGUUGUACAUGUUGUCUUUUGGUCCAAGCACACACACAAGUACCCAGAUAGUAAAGCGGUGCUGAGGAUGGCCUGUGCACAA